AUGGGGCCGGCGGCCGGCAGCACCGCGCUGCUGCUCUGCUGGCUCAGCGGCUGCUGCGCGGCCAUCAGCUCCAUGGACAUCGAGCGGCCCGGCGACGGCCGCUGCCAGCCCAUCGAGAUCCCCAUGUGCAAGGAUAUCGGCUACAACAUGACCAGGAUGCCCAACCUGAUGGGGCACGAAAACCAAAGGGAAGCUGCCAUUCAGCUGCACGAGUUUGCCCCCUUGGUGGAGUACGGGUGCCACAGCCAUCUGAAAUUUUUCCUGUGCUCCCUCUACGCCCCGAUGUGCACGGAGCAGGUUUCCACCCCGAUCCCAGCCUGCAGGGUGAUGUGCGAGCAGGCGAGGCUGAAGUGCUCCCCGAUCAUGGAGCAGUUCAAUUUUAAGUGGCCGGACUCGUUGGACUGCAGCAAACUGCCCAAAAAGAACGACCCCAAUUACCUGUGCAUGGAAGCCCCCAACAACGGGUCGGAUGAGCCGCCCCGGGGCUCCAGCAUGCUGCCCCCCAUGUUUCGUCCCCAGCGGCCCAGCAGCGGGCACGAUCUGCAGCAGCACAAGGACAGCCUGAGCAGGGCGUCCUGCGAAAACCCCGGCAAGUUCCACCAUGUGGAAAAGAGCGCUUCCUGCGCGCCGCUCUGCACGCCGGGGGUGGAUGUCUACUGGAGCAGGGAUGACAAACAGUUUGCUGUCAUUUGGAUUGCCAUCUGGUCCAUCCUGUGCUUCUUCUCCAGCGCUUUCACUGUACUCACUUUUCUCAUCGAUCCUCAGCGGUUCAAGUACCCCGAGAGGCCCAUUAUCUUCCUGUCCAUGUGCUACUGCGUCUACUCGGUGGGGUACAUCAUCCGCCUCUUCUCAGGUGCUGAAAGCAUUGCCUGCGACAGGGACAGCGGCCAGCUCUAUGUCAUCCAGGAGGGGCUGGAGAGCACCGGCUGCACCAUCGUGUUCCUGGUUCUCUAUUACUUUGGCAUGGCCAGCUCCUUGUGGUGGGUGAUCCUGACCCUGACCUGGUUUCUGGCCGCUGGGAAGAAGUGGGGGCACGAGGCCAUCGAAGCCAACAGCAGCUACUUCCACCUGGCAGCCUGGGCCAUCCCGGCCGUGAAGACCAUCAUGAUCCUGGUGAUGAGGAGGGUGGCUGGCGACGAGCUGACAGGGCUCUGCUAUGUUGGCAGCAUGGAUGUGAACGCCUUGACGGGGUUUGUGCUCAUUCCUUUGGCUUGUUAUCUAAUCAUUGGCACUUCUUUUAUUCUUUCUGGCUUUGUGGCCCUUUUUCAUAUCAGGAGGGUGAUGAAAACAGGUGGAGAAAACACCGACAAGUUGGAGAAGCUUAUGGUCAGGAUUGGUGUCUUCUCGGUCUUGUACACAGUGCCUGCAACUUGCGUGAUAGCUUGCUAUUUUUAUGAGAGACUGAACAUGGAUUACUGGAAAAUUGUGGCAACUCAACAGAAAUGCAAGAUGAACAAUCAGACUAAAAAUUUAGACUGCAUGAUGAAUAACUCUAUCCCAGCAGUAGAAAUUUUUAUGGUCAAAAUUUUUAUGUUGUUAGUUGUGGGCAUUACUAGUGGCAUGUGGAUCUGGACUUCCAAGACCCUUCAAUCCUGGCAAAAUGUUUGUAGUCGGAGAUUAAAGAAGAGAAGUAGGAGAAAACCCGCAAGUGUUAUUACGAGUGGUGGGAUCUACAAAAAACCUCAACAUCCACAGAAAACUCACCUUGCAAAAUAUGAAUCAACAUUACAGCCGCCCACCUGUGUGUGACCAGGUUGUAGAAAAGACUGUAUCUCACCUCACAGACUUACCAAUGUCCACAGUAGCAGUCAGAAAUUAAAAAAUGGUGCUCUUUUUGUCAGAACAUUUUAAUAUCUCAAGGCACAAAAAUGUAUCAUGCUGAAUUGAGGACCUGGUGAA
Molecule: messenger RNA, 1899 nt
Organism: Melospiza georgiana
Lineage: Eukaryota; Metazoa; Chordata; Aves; Passeriformes; Passerellidae
Gene: FZD10
Product: frizzled class receptor 10
Exons: 1
Coding region: 1-1749 (582 amino acids)
Biological process (GO): canonical Wnt signaling pathway; non-canonical Wnt signaling pathway
Cellular component (GO): plasma membrane
Molecular function (GO): Wnt receptor activity; Wnt-protein binding
Source: RefSeq, a predicted model, not a curated record